Molecule: messenger RNA, 3266 nt
Organism: Saccoglossus kowalevskii
Lineage: Eukaryota; Metazoa; Hemichordata; Enteropneusta; Harrimaniidae
Product: ras-related protein Rab-32-like
Biological process (GO): phagosome-lysosome fusion; endosome to lysosome transport
Cellular component (GO): lysosome; phagocytic vesicle; late endosome
Molecular function (GO): GTP binding; GTPase activity
Source: RefSeq, a predicted model, not a curated record
GUAAUUUCAACACGUGACUGUGUUAGAGCUCGGGUCACGUAGGUCGUAUAGCUUGUAUGUAACAUGCCCAUAGAAUAAUCAGGAGGAAAAUGUCUUCAUCAGGUGAAAAGAGAGAACAUUUAUAUAAAGUACUGGUAAUUGGUGAUCUGGGAACUGGUAAAACAAGUGUCAUCAAGAGAUAUGUACAUCAAUUCUUUUCACAACAUUACAGAGCAACCAUUGGUGUUGACUUUGCUUUGAAGGUGAUAAAUUGGGAUGCGGAUACACUGAUACGAUUACAGUUAUGGGACAUUGCAGGUCAAGAGAGAUUCGGCAAUAUGACGAGGGUUUAUUACAAAGAAGCUGUUGGUGCUUUUAUUGUCUUUGAUGUAACACGAGCAUCAACGUUUGAAGCAGUACAAAAAUGGAAAAAUGAUUUAGAUAGUAAGGUGCAAUUACCGAAUGGACAAAAUAUUCCUGUAGUUUUAUUGGCUAAUAAGUGUGAUCAGGCUAAAGAAGGUUUAGUGAAUAACGCGUCACAGAUGGAUGAUUAUUGUAAAGAAAAGGGUUUCAUUGGAUGGUUUGAGACGUCAGCCAAAGAAAACAUCAACAUUGACGAGGCAGCAAGGUUUCUAGUAACUGCAAUAUUGGCAAAUGAUAAGUCUAUGAACCAUGAAGACCAGCACCAAGAUAAAGACGCACUCCGAUUAGAUGGUUCUGGCGCGAUUGAGGAGAAUGAAGGCAAAUCAGGUUCAUGUUGUUGAUCUGUACAUACACCUCACCUGAUCUAUCUUUUGAUACCUUUGUACAUUAGCCAGUCACUCGACCAGAAUCUUUAAGUUGCUGUAAUUGCAGUUGCUUUUUAUUUUUUCAGUAAAAAAAAAAUUGAUAAAAUAAUUGCAGGUACAGUAACCUAAAGUUGUUUCUAGUUUAUGUGAGUAUUACUGCAAACUGAUGGGAGCUUGGUUCAUCAGUUAAAUUUUUUCUACCACGCGAUUAUUUUUCACUAGGUCUACAUUAAAAACCAGUCAGAUUAUAGGUUUAGCAAAAUUAUUUGGGGGUGGGGAUUUAUAUUACCUGUUGCAAUUGUCACCUACUGUUUGGCAGUAUAGUAAUAGGGUAGGUUGUGGUUGUCUUGGCAACCGAUUGUAUCAGUACUAAAUAAGUUCAAAUGCAAUUUUUUAAGAAAAUUACGUAGGAGCAACUGUGCUGUGCAUUUUUUCCCCUUGCUUUGUGUGUUUGUAUGUAUGUAUUGAUUUGCAUGCUGGGGUUAUUUAUACAGAUAAGCAGUGGAGUUUUUGUCAUCUGCGGCCAACAUAUUUGACCUGCAAAAUGAUGGUAUGAAUAAAUUUGCAUAAUUAUUAGUUAUUUCAUCCAAGAAUGUAAUCAACGCAAUUAUGGAAUGAACACCAUGACAAACUACUUUCAGAUCAACUUUUUUCGCAAUUAUGAAACAAACAUGAUUGUUUAGUACAUUGUUAAAUUAAAUAAUGAACCUGAAUGACUUGAGUGGAAGUGUGUCAUCCUGUGAAUUGAAUGACCUGUGACAUAGAAUUGAACUCUUACUAUUAAUCUCGACUCAAUUAUGCAUGUUGCAGCGAUUGUAUAUAGAGUUUUUCAAGAUUGACUGAAUAAUUGGUUACAGUGAUUUUUACAUAACCUGAAUUGAGACAGCUUGUUCCUCUCCUGGUGCUCUUCAAAAAAAAAAAAUCUGUAUUUUUUUCACCAUGGUAAUUUCUCAUUUUAUCGAGUCAUGACAAAACCUGUUAACAAACAAGCUGUUCUCUGAUUGGUCUAACUGUUGGAUGUUGAUAUUUAGCAGCCAAUCAGGCACAGUCUUGUAAGUAACUUUGCAUUGACUUCAAAACGCAACACUGAUGCAGUCAGAAUAUAUCGGGAAUGAAUAAUAUUUGGCAAACUUUAAGAGAUCUCUGCAUUAUAUUAAAAAUAUACAAUUCUAUACAAGCUAAAAAUCUUUAACCGGUACUGGCCUCAUUGGCUUUGGCUAUGACAACAUACAAUUUGGUCAGUUUCGUCACUGUCGUCAUUACAUCAAAUUUUUCGGAAAUAUAAACUGACAUCACAUUCCUUUUUCUGUUUUUGUCUACGAUGAAAUGUAUACUGUAUUUGCUCUAUCAGUAGCAUAUGUUCCUCUGUUAGAACAAUAUUUUGUCAGAAUAAGUCGUAUUUUAAUGAUGUAGUAUAAUUUUGGUUUAUGUGUACUUGUACUGGAAAUGUACUUCAAAUAGAGCAAAUACGGUAAGCAGAUAAAUUUGAUUUGCGGCCUUUGAUAGACAAUCAUAAUUUUAUUAUUAUUGUUGAACUUCUAUAUGUUACCGUAUUAGCUCUAUUAGAAGCACAUGUAGACCUAUCAUACAACUUUUGAGACAUUUGUUAUUUACAUAAGAGCACAAUAGUGCAAAUACGGAAACUAGACCAUUACCUCGAAAUUUCUAAGUGACAAAUUAUGAUUGAUUGAAAUGUUUGUGCAAGUCUCAACAUCUAACAUUAUUUAUCAACAAAUUCAUUACAUUAAAAUGGAAAUUUUGCUUCCUCUCUAAAUUAUUAACCAGAUUAUGCCGUAUGUAAAUCACUGUGAAGUGAGCAUAUGCCUUUUUUGUAGAAUCCAAGAUGGCCGACAUUACUGAUAACGGGACAACUGCAUAGCUUUCUAUGUAUAUGGGUUCUUAUAUUUAUAUCUAAUUUAUGCUAGAAUAACUGUGUGUAUAAUUUUUUGAACAUUGAGGAUUGUCACUUAUGCUGGCAUUUGAUGAAGGUCUUAUUUAUGUGCAACAAUUUGGUCGUUAGGGCAGCCAUCAUGUAAAAAGUCGUGUGUGAUAAAACAUGUCUUUUAUGAUCACUUGAAGUGUCAGUCAUCAUGUGACGUCUAAAACAAAAACACAUAUAAAUACAUUGAUUAUUUACACAAAAUAUGAGCAAAAGACUGCUACGCUUUAAACGGUCUAUCAAUGAGUACAAUUAUUUGACUGGUGGUUUGUGUUGCUUAACAAGAACUUUUUAUACUAUCUUUAAAACAAUUUUUAAAAACACACCAGAUUUGCUUUUAUAAUAAGAUUCUUCAUCAGCACCCCUGCCCAUCUGAUUGCAUGGGGGUGAAAUGCUGGCCCAAUUUGCGGCACUGUGACGGUUAAUUGGACCAAUGUGUAGACCUGUAUGUAUUGUAGUUGUAAUGAUUAUUGUGCUUUUUAAUCGUGAUAUAGUAUAUUAAAUAUAGUAUGUGAUAUUUAAGCUUGAGAAAUAAAAAAAUAUGACAACCAUUAGUUUUA